CGUUCUCUAUUUAAUUGUCAAAAAGAAUAAUAUUUAUGAAAUUAAUAAUUGCUUAUGUUUUGCAAAGUUUCAAUUUAAAUUUCAGUAGAAUUUAAAACAUUAUUGCACUUGGACUCGAUUCGGCGUUCGGACAGUUUACCGAUUCAAAAUAAAGAGAAUUAGUUAUUUGUAAUAGUUACAACAUGUUUACAUUUACAUCUCGGAUUUUAGCCAGUCGUUUAGCAAAAGAACUGACCCAAUGCUGCGAAAUGAGUCGCAUAACGGCCAACGUGAAGCCCCUGGAACAUGUAAAAUCCGAAUUGAUUCUCACCGAUCGUUGUUCGGAGAGGUUGAAGAAAAUCACCCAGGACAGCCCACAAAGUUUUUUGAGAAUUGGUGUUGAAGGCGGUGGAUGCUCUGGGUUUCAGUACACCUUUGAUUUGGAUACUAAAGUUAAUCCUGAAGAUAGAAUUUUUGAAAAAAACGGGGCGAAAGUAGUUAUUGAUAAUACUUCACUAGAAUACAUCAAAGGCUCAACAAUAGAUUAUCAAGAAGAACUUAUAAAAUCAUCUUUUAAAGUGGUUAAUAAUCCUUUAGCCGAACAAGGUUGUUCAUGUGGCUCUUCUUUUGCAAUAAGACUAGACUAAAGAUAUGUGAUAUUAAAUUAUGUAUGUAUAUAGAUAUAGCCGUAUAAAUUAUGUAUAUAAUAGACAAAUUAGAUGAAUUUUAAAAU
Messenger RNA from Anthonomus grandis grandis, 712 nucleotides. Its product is annotated as iron-sulfur cluster assembly 2 homolog, mitochondrial. NCBI's taxonomy places the organism in Eukaryota, Metazoa, Arthropoda, Insecta, Coleoptera, Curculionidae. Gene Ontology annotation, biological process: iron-sulfur cluster assembly. The record is from RefSeq and is a predicted model, not a curated record. Gene Ontology annotation, cellular component: mitochondrion. The transcript has 2 exons. The coding region runs from base 183 to 626 and encodes 147 amino acids. Gene Ontology annotation, molecular function: 2 iron, 2 sulfur cluster binding; iron ion binding; 4 iron, 4 sulfur cluster binding.